GAAAUAUUCAAAUUCGCCUUGGACAUUGCUCGAGGAAUGAACUAUCUGCAUCACUCCGGUAUUGUACACUUGGACCUGACACCAAAUAACAUCUUGGUAACCGAAAAUAGCAACUGCAAGGUUGGUGAUUUUGGACUGAGUAAAGUGAUGUCGACGAAAGCGCACGGAGAGCAAACAAACGGCGGCACGGUGGUGUACACAGCACCUGAAGUAUAUAAGGGUGAACGCAUACGCACUCGCGUCGAUGUAUAUUCAUUCGCCGUAUGUCUGUGGCAGCUCUACUACAGGAAAAUGCCGUACGAGAAUAUGAACCAACACGCCAUAUGCUUCAAUGUGGUGGCUUAUAAUAAACGACCGGACUUCGACGAGAACAACCUGCCGCCCUUCACGGAUCUGAUCAAGACGUCGUGGAAUGGCGUUGCCAGGUUACGGCCCACAUUUGAUCAGCUCAUCAGGCAACUGGAGGCUCUGCAACGCACACAUAUCAACAAGAAGCCGGUCCGUGCGAAGAGUGAUAUAGGCUCAUCCUUCAAGGGUCCGAGUUUCAUCAGAAGAGGCGGCUCUAUUAUGGAUAAGGAGUCGGGGCUGGGAUCCGACCCCAAUGAGUGGACGGUGGACGAUGUUGUGAGGUGGUGCCGCAACUGCGAGAUGGACGAUGCGGUGGAGGUCAUUGCGGAGAAUGGGAUUAACGGGCAAGUGCUAUUGAGUCUGACGGACAAGGACCAAGUUGCCCUGGGCCUCAAUAAGUUCGGUACGAGGAGAGGCUUACAAAUAGAGCUGUCGCGGUUAGUCAGCAACUGUAUAGAGAAGGGUGUGUCCAUGCACGCGUAUUUAUAUACACACCACGGAGCCAUCGCGACCCCGACGCCAAAGGCACCCAAGCAGCCGCGGGUGGACCUGACUCGUGCCAAAGUAUGUGUCGUCAGAUCGGUGUAUGGGUGA
Molecule: messenger RNA, 942 nt
Organism: Sphaeroforma arctica JP610
Lineage: Eukaryota; Ichthyosporea; Ichthyophonida
Exons: 5
Coding region: 37-942 (301 amino acids)
Biological process (GO): protein phosphorylation
Molecular function (GO): protein kinase activity; protein binding; ATP binding
Source: RefSeq, a predicted model, not a curated record